This is a messenger RNA of Pieris brassicae (large cabbage white), 1374 nucleotides long. RefSeq names its product gustatory and odorant receptor 22 (gene Gr21a). The transcript has 9 exons. Gene Ontology annotation, biological process: sensory perception of taste. The record is from RefSeq and is a predicted model, not a curated record. The coding region runs from base 1 to 1374 and encodes 457 amino acids. Gene Ontology annotation, cellular component: axon; dendrite; neuronal cell body. Lineage: Eukaryota; Metazoa; Arthropoda; Insecta; Lepidoptera; Pieridae.
AUGAACGAUUCUCGGAACUUUAAAAUGAAUCCAAAUCGUAUCGAACAAAUCAGAAAAUUCGAUGCAUACAAAGAAUUUAAUGGAAAAGCUAUAAAAGAAUACGAUGCCAAGGAGGUAUAUGGACCCCAAAUUACGGAUAAAGAUGGCGAACUUUUGGACAAGCAUGACAGUUUCUAUAUAACCACUAAAAGCCUCUUGGUCUUGUUUCAAAUAAUGGGGGUAAUGCCGAUUAUGAGAGUACCUAAACAUGCGCAAACUACAAAGCGGACUACAUAUAACUGGAUAUCGAAAUCUACUCUCUGGGCUUAUCUUGUUUGGUGUUUGGAAAGCAUAAUUGUGAUAAGAGUGGGCAAAGACCGGUUCGCAAAUUUCCAACAGAACUCGAAUAAGCGAUUCGAUGAAGUCAUAUACAAUAUUAUAUUUCUAAGUAUCCUUAUACCACAUUUUCUCAUACCAGUGGCUUCUUGGCGUCAUGGACCUCAAGUGGCUAUAUUUAAGAAUAUGUGGACACAUUAUCAGUUGAAAUAUCUCAAAAUAACUGGAACACCGAUAAUAUUUCCGAACCUCCACUUUCUGACGUGGGGCUUGUGUGUUUUCUCUUGGGCCCUCAGUUUCGCUGUAAUACUAUCACAGCAUUAUUUACAAGACGACUUUGAAUUGUGGCAUUCGCUCGCUUACUAUCAUAUCAUUGCUAUGCUGGAUGGUUUCUGUUCUCUCUGGUAUAUAAACUGUAAUGCAUUUGGAACAGCGUCAAAAGGUUUAGCAACAAACUUGCAUAAGGCUCUUGAAGCGGAAGAUCCGGCCCUGAAACUCGCUCAGUAUCGCCAUCUGUGGGUGGAUUUGUCACACAUGAUGCAACAGUUGGGAAGGGCGUAUUCCAACAUGUACGGUAUUUAUUGCAUGGUCAUCUUCUUCACGACCACUAUAUCCUUAUACGGCUCGCUCUCUGAAAUAUUAGAACAUGGGCUUAGUUAUAAAGAAAUGGGCCUCUUCGUUAUAGUUGGCUAUUGCAUGACCCUACUCUUUAUCAUUUGUAACGAAGCUUAUCAUGCCACGAGAAAGGUCGGUCUGGAAUUCCAAGUUCGCUUGCUGAACGUAAAUCUAGGUGUCAUCGAUCGAAACGCCCAACGCGAGGUUGAAAUGUUCCUAGUCGCCAUUGCCAAGAAUCCUCCUAUAAUGAACUUGGAUGGCUUCACUAAUAUUAACAGGGAGUUAUUUACUGCGAAUAUUUCUUUCAUGUCGACAUACUUGAUAGUGUUGAUGCAAUUCAAGCUGACUCUUUUAAGACAGGGAACCAGGAAAAUGCUGAAAGCCAUAACCAGAGCGUUUUUUAAUGCCACUACUCCUGGUACUGACAUGGAAGAUGACGAGUAA